This is a messenger RNA of Striga hermonthica, 962 nucleotides long. NCBI's taxonomy places the organism in Eukaryota, Viridiplantae, Streptophyta, Magnoliopsida, Lamiales, Orobanchaceae. The record is from the annotation of a GenBank genome assembly.
UCGGGACACGCGAUCUUCAUCACGCGCGCUCCCCGCUGUUGUCGUUCUCCUUGGGCGCGUACGCACCGUCGCCCGACACUCCUAUGCCCAUUCAGUCUAGGCCAUCGCCCGCGUCGGCCCACGCAUCACUGCCUGCUCCCACUGCGCGCUUGCGCCCUGACCGCCGCACUCGAGAAGUCAAGGAGCUUACAGGAAACCAUGGAAUCCGCACGCUUGCGCGACGACCACUUGGCUGCAGUGCGCAAGAUGGGCCGAUCAAACACGCGCGAGGGCGAAACACGGGCAGAGGUACGCACGGAACCAGCACGCACGGAGCCGCGGACAUACCUGGAGGUAGAGCUUCAGGCUCUCACUUGGGAGCAAAUGAAGAUGAUGGUGCGAAGCAAGUUUCUUCCCCAGAGCUUUUGGGACAGAAUGGAGCAUGAGUUCUACCACUUGCAGCAGGGCAGUUCCACGGUGGAUGAGUAUGUCCGUACCUUCACUCGCAUGUGCCUUUUUGCGGGCGACGCUGUGAACACCGAUGCCAAGAAGGCCCGCAAGUUCCUUAAGGGGCUCAACCAGAGGAUCCGUGAGCUGGUGGGGAGCCACGGACAGAUGUCUUAUGCAGAUACCGUGAGUCGGGCUCAGGAGUUCGAGAGCUGUCUCUUUCCAUUGACUCCAGUUCCUUCUUUUUAUCAUGCUUCCCAGCCGUCUCGGACUGUGGUCCAGUAUGCUCAGCCUAUUUCCUCGGCCCCGCCCGGCUCUAGCUCGGGUAAGAGAAAGUCAGAUUCCCACCGGGAUAACCGGAAGGGAAAGCGAGGAGGUCCAGACCGGCGCAAUCAUCCCUCUUCUGGCAACCGCACCUGCAAGAAAUGUGGCAAGUACCAUAGUGGCGAGUGCUUAGCCGACCAGCGAGCCUGUUUCAACUGCAACCGUCCGGGUCAUUAUGCCAGUGUCUGUCCGGAGCCCAAGAGGCAGCAGUA